AUGUAAUACAGCUGAGCGUCACUAAAGUGUUCUGCAUUACCCGCGCAGCCUAAUGCGCAGAGCGCACAGUGAAGAAUGGAGAGGAAUAAGACCUAUAGAUCAUCCUAAAUUCACUGAUAUACAUUAUACCUAAAGUAGAGAGAACCCAUUUUAAACUGUCUUUAGUAUCAACGCGUAUCUUUUACUGCAUUUGAGAGUUUGCAUAUUACCUCUCUGCGUUUUACGCGGACCUGGAAGACUCUUUUUUUUAUAUAAGGAAAAAACAGUGACCCGCGCGGAAUUGCUUUUAUUCUAGGCAGUUUGCACGAGUAAGGUAAGACGGCGUAUCAUGGGCACUCUACUUGCAUUAAUAUUAGCGCUCUCCAUGAGCGCAUCAUGGGGAUGCCAACUGCCCCACGACUGGAGACCUCAGACGGAAGCGUGCCGCGCAGAGCUGGCGGAGAUCAUAGUCUUUGCCAAGGUGCUCGCUCUCCAUAAGGAGUCUUACAGCGUGUACAACUACCUGCCGUGGCAGUACGACACGGAUCUGUUCUUCUCCGCGGAGAUCGAGCUGCUAUGCGACCAGGCAUGGGGCAGCAUGCUGGAAGUGCCAGCCGGGUCCAGGUUCAAUGUCAGCGGGCUGGGAUAUUUCCCCUGCCACUCGUACACUGUCGUGGAGAACAACUCAUAUUAUUUCUUUUUGAGGAUGGAUGAAAACUACAGCAUCAUUCCCCAUGGAGUCAACUUCCAGGACCCCAUCUUCUCUGACACCCCAGAGAACCAUCGCAUGUUUGCCAGCUUGUUCCAGUUUUCCAACUGCACAGCUGGCACACAGGUUCACAUGUACACCCCAGACUGGGAAGUACAAGAGGACAACAGACUAUGGUGCUCCAAUGUGCAGAAGGCCUUAUUUGAGGAGGAAGAGAAAGUCAAAAACCUCUCUCAGAAAGUAAAGGUCCUGGAGAAAGCCAACAAUCACCUGAAGGACAAGGUGAAGAACAUGAAACGUCUCUUGAGGCAGGCCAAACGUGAGACCAAAGAGCCAGUUCAAAGCUUCAAACAGCUUCACGAAGCUGAACCAGAGUUACCACAUCCACAACAGGACACCACUCUCAGGAAAAUCCUGCCAAAAAAAGCUUAACAGUUAAAAGCCAUUCCUGCAAUAAAAAAAAAAUUAAAAAUAAAAGUGUAUUGGAAGAUGUAGGCUAACUUUUCUUUACAGACUUCAGAUAGUUUAGACAAAAAGCUUUUAAAAAUAAAUAAAAAUUUGACUUCACAAUCAUUAAAAUAUCAUGAUCCUUUCAUCAAAAUGUAAAGUUAUUGAUGCAUUGCAAUUUUCAACCACAACAUGAGGUUAAAGGCAUUAAAAUCCACAAUGUGUUUUUUUUUUUUUGUGAAAACACAAUCAUUCUGACUAGAAGCAGAUGAUGUUAAUCAGGCAGAGCCUGAUAAGAUGUAGCACAGUGUUUUGAAUUUAUUUGGACAGGUGUUUUUAUGGAAAUACAUUUUGGCACAAUGUAGCAACACUGACCUUCAGUCUACAAAAUAAAUAAAUAAAUGAAUACAUUUAAGAAAAAAAAAAUCACCCUUUUCUCCUUAAUGUAAAAGUUGUUCAGCUUAAAACUCCAAUAAACAUUUAUGGCCGAGUGCAAGACAGACCCAAAAAAUCUUAUGUGUAGAAGUGUUUCCAUAUGUAAAGUCUUAUUUCAGUUUUUAUGGGUAGAUAUAACCUUAAGAGUCAAUCUACAUCAUGACUCUUGUUUUGGGAUCAGCUUUCUUCAAGUUUUUCAUGUAAUAAUUUCAAGUUAUGUGUUUUAUAAUUGCAAACAAGGUGCUGAGCACUUGACAUAUGUAAUCUUUACUCAGUGAAGUGAACUGUUCAUCAUUUAAAGAACAAUUUACUGACAAGGUUUUGAAACAGUUAUUUUUGUUAAUUUGUUAUUUUUGUUUUUGUUAAUCUGAACUUUCAAUGAUUGUUUCCUGUUUAACACAUCUACAUGUAUGCCAAUGAAAAAUAAAAAAGUCACAUUUGCUUUAAAA
Carassius gibelio (silver crucian carp) is the source of this 2019-nucleotide messenger RNA. RefSeq names its product coiled-coil domain containing 3b (gene ccdc3b). Gene Ontology annotation, biological process: negative regulation of gene expression. Lineage: Eukaryota; Metazoa; Chordata; Actinopteri; Cypriniformes; Cyprinidae. The transcript has 3 exons. The record is from RefSeq and is a predicted model, not a curated record. Gene Ontology annotation, cellular component: extracellular region. The coding region runs from base 329 to 1120 and encodes 263 amino acids.